Messenger RNA from Alligator sinensis (Chinese alligator), 3749 nucleotides. RefSeq names its product importin 4 (gene IPO4). NCBI's taxonomy places the organism in Eukaryota, Metazoa, Chordata, Crocodylia, Alligatoridae. Gene Ontology annotation, biological process: protein import into nucleus. Gene Ontology annotation, cellular component: cytoplasm; nucleus. The record is from RefSeq and is a predicted model, not a curated record. The transcript is spliced from 32 exons. Gene Ontology annotation, molecular function: nuclear import signal receptor activity. Bases 1 to 3276 code for a protein of 1091 amino acids.
AUGUCCUCUCCCGGUGACCUUGAGGGCUGGCCGCCCGCGGGGCUGGAGCGGGUCCUGGGAGACCUCCUGCAGCCCGACACCGGCCUCAUCCAGCGGGCCACAGUCCAGCUGCGUGAGGCCUUCCGGCACCCGGGUGCCUUGGCCCUGCUCUGCCACGUGCUGCGCAACUCCCCCAGCCCACAGGGGACCCUGGUGCUGGAAGCCCUGGAACAGGAGACUGAGCAUGCGGUGCUGGUGGCGCUGGCGCAGCUGGCCGCCCUGCUGUUGCACCGGGGAGGUGUGGCUGGCUGGCCCCAGGCCCUGAGCUUCAUCCAGCAGGGGGCGCUAGGCCCUGAGCCCCAGCGGGCGGAGGUGUCGCUACUGGUGCUGAGCUCAGCGCUGGAGGCAGCGCCCGAGGCCCUGGCCCCACACUGCCUGGCACUGCUGCGCCUCUGCCACCGUGUGCUGGCACAGCCCACACCCCCGUGCCCUCUUUUGGGCCCUGGGAACCUCACCCGAUCCCUAAUCCCCAAGAUCAUCUCAGCCGUCAAGCAGCUCAUCCCCGUUAAUGAGGCCCAGGCCAGUGAGGCGAUGGAGGUCUUCGACGAGCUGAUGGAGACUGAGGUUGCGAUUGUCGUUCCACACCUCUCGGAGGUUGUUGGCUUCUGCCUGGAGGUGGCAUCAGAUCAAGCGCUGGGGGAUGCUGUGCGGGUCAAGGCCCUGGGCACCAUCAGCUUCCUCAUUAAGCUGAAGGGCAAGGCACUGGUGCGGCAGCGACUGGUGCCGGUGGUGCUGGGGGCGCUGUUCCCAGUGCUGAGCGCGGCACCGCCUCCUGGGCGCAUGGACCCCGAGGAUGAGGACGAGGAUGCUGAGGACCCUGACGGGGGGCUGGGCCUGCAGACGCCCAAGCACGCUGCUGCUCAGGUGAUUGACAUGCUGGCCUUGCACCUGCCCCCCGAGAAGCUCUUCACGCACCUGAUGCCACUGGUGCAGGGGGCGCUGGGCAGCGCGGACCCGUACCAGCGCAAGGCCGCACUCAUGUGCCUCGCCGUGCUGGCUGAGGGCUGUGGUGACCACAUCCGCUCCCGGCACCUUCAGGAGCUGUUGGCUGUGCUGUGCCGGGCACUGGGUGACGCCAGCCCCGCAGUGCGGGGGGCUGCGCUCUUCGCUCUGGGCCAGUUCUCUGAGAACCUCCAGCCGGACAUCGCAGCCUUUGCGGGCGACGUGCUGCCGCUGCUGCAGACCCACCUGGGUACGGUGGAGCCAGGGCGCGGCCCCCACCUGGCCAAGGCCUACUACGCCCUGGAGAACUUCCUCGAGAGCCUCGGUACCGGCAUCGAGCCAUUCCUGCCAGGCCUGAUGGAGCACGUGCUGGGCACCCUGCGUGGCCACGGCCCGCCCCGCACCAAAGAGCUCGUCAUCAGCACCCUGGGGGCCAUCGCCUCAGCAGCACAGGGUGCCCUCCUGCCCUACUUCCCCGCCCUGCUGGACCAGCUGCGCCCCCUGCUGCUGCCUGCCCGCCCUGACCUGCGCCCCGUCCAGGUUCAGGCUGUUGAGACACUGGGGGCGCUGGUGCGGGCGCUGGGCCCGGCCGCCUUUGGGCCCCUGGCUGAGGAGACCUGCCAGCUGGCGCUGGGGCUGGCCCAGGCCCCCGAUGACCCCGACUUGCGGCGCUGCGCGUACAGUCUGCUGGGGGCACUGUCAGCUACACUGGGCGAGGGCCUGGCCCCCCACCUGCCCCAGGUUACCGCCCUGCUGCUGCGUGCCCUGCGCUCCACUGAGGGCCUUGUGGUGCCGGCCGGGGACCAGGGCUCCUUCCUGCUUUUCGAGGAGGAGGAGGAAGAGGAGGAGGAGGCUGAGGUGGAGGGUGAUGAAGGCCCCGAAGAUGAGGACGAGGAGGAGGACGAGGAGCUUGUGGGGCUGAACGUGAGCAGCGCCUAUGUGGAUGAGAAGGAGGAUGCCUGCGCUGCCCUGGGAGACAUCGCAGCCAAUGCCAGUGCCUCCUUCCUGCCCUACCUGGAUGCCUGCUUCCCUGAGGUCCUCGGGCUUCUGGAGUUUCCACACGUGAACGUGCGCAAGGCGGCCUGCGAGACCUUGGCCCAGGUGUGUGUCGCUCUGCAUCAGCUCUGCAAGGGACAGGCCCCCACCCCGCCCCGCACCGCGCGAGACCAGGUGCUGGCUGAGGCAGUGCCGGCGCUGGCCCGUGCCGCCCGGCAAGAGCGGGAGCGCAGCGGGGCCAUGGCAGCACUGGAGGCGCUGGGUACGGUGCUGCGCAGCUGCCAGCAGGAGGCGCUGCGGGACCCUGGGCAUUUGGCCAACAUCUGCCCGCUCAUCCGUCAUGGGCACUGCCAAGGGAAGCUCACAGCCUGGAGGGCAAUGGAAGCACUGUUAGAGGAAGCUCAGGGCCUGGGAAGUAGGGUGAUGGGGGCACUGCCAGUGGGGGAAGCUCACAGUCCUCUCCGCUCCCCCACACAGACAGCCUGCCAGGAGGCAGAUGAAGAUGAUGAUGACGACGAGGAGCAGGCCGAGUACGAUGCAAUGCUGGAGGAGUACGCGGGUGAGGUGAUCCCAGCCCUUGCUGUAGCCGCCGGGGGUGAUGCCUUUGCCCCCUACUUCGCUGGUUUCCUGCCCCUGCUGCUCAGCAAGCUGAAGCCGAGCAGUGGGGUGGCAGAGCGGUCACUGGGCACAGGGGUGCUGGCAGAGGCAUUGGGGGGUUUGGGGGGAGCAGCAGCACCCUUCCUGCCCCGCCUGGUGCCUGCCCUGCUGGCUGCUGCCCACGACGCCCACCCCGAGGUGCGCAGCAACGCUGCUUUUGCCCUGGGCAAGAUGGCCGAGGCCGCACCCAGCGCUGCCCUCCCGCUCUACGGGGCAGUGCUGGCAGCAUUGGGUGCACUGUGGGUGCGUGAAUCGGGCGGCCGUGUACGUGACAACGUCUGCGGGGCCCUGGCACGCCUGGUGCUUGCCCAACCCCAGGCUGUGCCCCUGGCCCAGGUGGUGCCGGUGCUGCUGGGGGCCCUGCCACUGUCCGAGGACCUAGAGGAGACGCCAACUGUGGUGCGCUGCCUCUGCGCCCUGCACCAGCACCAGCCACACGAGCUGGAGCCACACGUGGCUGAGGUGGUGCGGGCAAGUGGUGCUGUCCUGGGCUCCCAGCACCUACCACCAGAGGAGGGGCAGGGCCUGUGUGCGCUGCUGCAGGACUUGGCCACCCGUCAUCGCCCCGAGCUAGAGGCCGCGCUGCAGGCCCAGCCCCCUGAGGCCAUCGCCCGCCUGCGCCAGGCCCUUGCACCUGCCUGAGCUGCUGCCACUGCCCCACAGGUCACAGGACCGGUGUGGCUGCAACAGCCUCCUCCGCCUGUUGUCAUUGCUGCAGGCCCAAGGAGCCAGGGCAUGGGGCUCUGAUCUGCCUGUAACACCUGGUUUACUUGUUCCUCUUCCCCCUCCCCCUGCCCUUGGCAUUGGUCAUGGAGGACUUUGCUUACAGUCAGCACAGUCUGUCUGUGCCAAGGGGAGCCUGGUCCUGGGGUCCCAGACAUUGGGUGGGAGGGCGGGGGGCAGGGCUCGUUGCCUGUAGCUCCGUCCUUCCCUUUAGACGGUUGCUACCCCGCUAACCGACUGUAAAAAGGGGGCCUGCCUGUCUUGUCAAAGCCCUCCCCCUGGGGUAGUUCCCCACCAAGCAAUACCCCCCCUUCCCCCGUUGAUUGUUGGUUUGGAUGUUGCACUUGGCAAUAAAUUUGUUUGGCUGAGCCAUCUCUGAUUGUCUCCGGGGG